ACCGAAAGUAGAGAGAGGGAAGGAGAGGCUGGUGCCAGCCCUGCCCCCACACCAUGGCCAGCAGCCAGCUGCUGGAAGAUGACUUCCAGUUCCUCCACUGUGAGGGCUGCCAGCAGGAAUCUCCCAGCCUGAAGCUCCUCACCUGCCUCCACACCUUGUGCCUCGCUUGCCUGAGCCAGAACAAGCCCCUGGGGCAGUGCCCCCUGUGCCACACUGCCCUCCCCCCAGGGGCUGAGGGCACCUCCGAGGUGGACAACCUGCUCUUCACCAACCUGCAGGCCAGGCUGAAGGUCUACAGGAAGAUUGUAGCUGGGGUUGGCUUGUGGUGUGGCAACUGCAAGAGAGCCAGCGAGCUCUGGUGCUUUGAGUGCAGGGAGCUCCUCUGCACCAAGUGCUUCAGGGCCCACCAGCGCUACCUGAAGGGGCACGAGAUGAAGAGAGUGGUGGAGAUCAGGGCAGGCUCUGCCAAGGACUUCCUGGAGGGCAGCAGGAGGAACAGCAGCUGGUCCUGCUCCCAGCCUAGGCACAAGAACCAAACUGUGAGCAUCUACUGCCGGCAGUGCGGGCAGGCGCUGUGCUGCUCCUGCGCGCUGCUGGACAGCCAGCACGCUCCCUUCUGCGACAUCCGCAGCGAGAGCCAGCGGCGGCAGCAGGAGCUGGGCGCCCUCGGGCAGCAGGUGCGGCGCGGCAGGAGCGGGUUCGAGGCGGCCGUCUCGGCGCUGCGGGCCCAGGCCGGGCGGCUGGAGGAGGCUUGGCGGGAGCUGCGGGAGCUGAUCCGGCAGCGUGCGGAGCAGCUGGUGGCGCUGAUCCGGCGGGAGGAGGAGGAGCUGCUGGGGCUGGCGGAGGCGCGUCGGGAGCGGGGCCGGGGGCGGCUGGAGGCGGAGCUGCGGCGGCUGGAGGGGGUGGUGCGGCGGCUGGAGGCGGGCGAGCGGCUGGUGGAGAAGAUGGGGCUGUACGGCACGGAGCAGGAGGUGAUGGAGAUGCAGCCGUUCGUGAAGGGCUCGCUGCAGGAGCUGCAGCGGCUGCAGCCGCCGGCGGGCGAGGAGCCGGCGCCGGGCCGGGAGCUGUCGGAGUGCAGAGCCAGGCUGCAGGCGCUGGUGGAGCGAGUGACAGGGCGCCCAGGCAGCUCCACUCCCCGGCACAGCUCCCCCUCUGAAGAUGCCACCCCCCUCAUCCUCGACCUGGAGCCCCCCAGGGAGCGCUGCCAGCCCGCUGGGGGUCUGCCCCCAGGCCUGCCUGCCCAGCACCAGCCCUGGGCCCCCUCCUUGCCCCUCCCCAGCGCCGGGGGACCCCUGUGCCCGGAGCGGGGGGGCCUGAGGGCUGAGGAAGGCUGCAGGUCGGCCCCUGGGGACACUGAGCCUCUUCCCAGGAGCAUCCAGGGCUUCCUGGCCUCCCUGAAGGAGGAUUUGGGUGGCUGGGCCAGGUCCAACACGCAGCAGACGGAGGAGCUCCUGGGGACCGUCGGCCACCUCCUGCAGGCUCAGCAAAGGACAAACAGGCACCUGGAAGCCAUGAUUCAGGAGAUCCAGGCCCUCUCCCGCUCCCUGGCCCCCCUCACCUCUCUCGUGGCUCCUUUGCCACAGCCUGGGGCCGCCCCGCCGGACCUCCUCAGCCCGGACACCGCCUGGCCCUCGCUGCCGUCGGACCUGCUGGAGCUCCCGUCCUGCUCGGAGCCCUGCAGCCCAGCCUCGGAGGGGGAGCGUCCCGAGCCGAGGCGCCGCGCCGGGGGCAAGCGCGGAGCCAGGCUGCAGAAGCGGAGGAGGAAAUGA
Molecule: messenger RNA, 1769 nt
Organism: Dryobates pubescens (Downy woodpecker)
Lineage: Eukaryota; Metazoa; Chordata; Aves; Piciformes; Picidae
Gene: PML
Product: PML nuclear body scaffold
Exons: 6
Coding region: 54-1769 (571 amino acids)
Biological process (GO): positive regulation of DNA-templated transcription; intrinsic apoptotic signaling pathway in response to DNA damage; PML body organization
Cellular component (GO): chromatin; nucleoplasm; PML body
Molecular function (GO): zinc ion binding; ubiquitin-protein transferase activity
Source: RefSeq, a predicted model, not a curated record